AUGAUUGUUGAACAGAGUAUAAGAUAUGCUGGUUCAAAAGGCAACCAUUCGUUUUCAACUUCACCCCAAGAAAUUAGGAUCUUCCUAGCAAUUCUGCUUAUAUCAGGCUAUAACACUGUGCCAAGACGGAGACAGUUCUGGAGCCGGGAUGAUGACCAUAGGAAUGAGGCAAUAGCUCAUACAAUGCCGCGAGACAGAUUCGACAUAUUGGUGCGAUAUGUACAUCUUUGCGAUAACAACAAUCUUGACAGAGAGGACAAGUUUAGCAAAGUAAGACCACUGCUAUGUCUGCUGAAUGAGCGCUUCUUGUUAUACUUCUUGAAAGAGAAAAACCUUUCAAUCGACGAAAGCAUGAUCCCGUACUAUGGGCGACACGGAGCGAAACAAUUUAUUCGUGGGAAACCAAUUAGGUUCGGUUAUAAGAUGUGGGCGUUAACGACAGCACUUGGAUAUGUUUUACAAUUUGAGCCCUAUCAAGGGCAAAAGGCCACCAAACCCAUGAUCCUGGCUUCCUUGGAAUGGGCGGAGCAGUAG
Molecule: messenger RNA, 534 nt
Organism: Ruditapes philippinarum (Manila clam)
Lineage: Eukaryota; Metazoa; Mollusca; Bivalvia; Venerida; Veneridae
Product: piggyBac transposable element-derived protein 3-like
Exons: 1
Coding region: 1-534 (177 amino acids)
Molecular function (GO): sequence-specific DNA binding
Source: RefSeq, a predicted model, not a curated record